CAUUAUUGUUUAGCUAAUCUUGUCAAUUGAUUAAAAUGUAAAAAAAUAAAAAUACAUGUUUAACAAUCGUUUUUUUUUUUUUGGAACUUAUUAUUAGUUUUUGGAAAAUUUUAUCAAAAAAAACCAAUUUGGUUUUGAUUUCGUAAAUACCGUGAUUUUUAGUAUUUAAACCACUCAAGUGGUAACAAGAAAUCAGUCACAAUUUGUCCGGUGUCAUCAGCUGAAUACGAAUUAAAAUCAUAAUAAAAAAAAUUAAACGGAGUAAAGUUUUGAAAUGAAAGGUCUACAAAUAUCAACAGGAUGUCUCCUGCUUAUGGCUGCCGUUUUCGGUAAAGCUUCAGCUAUCUAUAGCAUGAGUGAGACUUGUGAAUAUAGACCCGAUGGUUUUAUUGCCGAUCCAAAUUCUUGUGAAAGCUAUGGUUAUUGUAAAAAUAACCAGUUAGUGGGUACUGGUAAAUGUCCCGCUGGCUAUCUGUAUAAUCCUAGACUGGGUAUUUGCGAUAGUCCCGCUAAUGUCAAAUGCGUUACUGAUAGUAAGGAUGCUUGCUUGUAUGCGCCUGAUAACACCUUUGUAGCUGAUCCAACCAAUUGCAAUGGUUAUUGCUAUUGUAGUAAUAAAAAUGCCUCUUGUACAACUUGUCCCGGUUCCCAGCUCUUUGAUAGUGAAAAGAUAAAAUGUGUAUAUGCUUCAGAAAAGCCUAAGUGUACUGCUGAUUCGAUUUGCCGUUUGGUACCCAAUGGGGUAUUUGUUGGUAAACCUGACAACUGUGGAGAAUACAUUGGUUGCCUCGAUGGCUUAGGUACUGAUGGUAAAUGUACAAAUAGUUACUUUAAUAAACAACUUGGUGGGUGUCAAACAACCAAUCCUUGCAUAGCUCCUAGUCCAGUUGACAUUGGCCCGGGUGUUCUAGAGGAUUUAGAACCUAACCCUUCAAAGUGUUUUAAUCCUAAUGUAAUAGGUAAAGCAACUGUUGAUAAGCCAGUUGUUUCUGAUGAGAAAACUUGUAUGGGUUAUUACAAAUGUACAUCUAGAGAUGGACCCGGCACUUGGGGCAAAUGUCCAAAGGGUUUACAUUUUAAUAAUGGAGAAUGUGUUACCCCCUAUACAUUCCCCUGUAUCCAUGACCGUUGUGGUAAUUUGAAUAGGACAUUUGUUGGCGCUAUUGAUACAGAUUGUAAAAAUUACUUGAUUUGUAAAAAUGAAACCUCACAAGAGACUUAUGAUUAUAAAAAUUAUGUUGGCGAAAAAUGCUCUGAUGGAAAAUUCUUUAACGAAUUUACUGGAGAAUGUGUGACCACAUCACCCAAAUCCAACACUUAUAAACUUUGUGUAUGAGUCCUGCGCAAUUAAUCCAACAUCUAAAUAUUUAAUUUAUAAAACAAAUAUAUAUGAAAAAAAUAAUAAAAAUCUAUCAAUAACUUCACA
Molecule: messenger RNA, 1426 nt
Organism: Lucilia sericata (common green bottle fly)
Lineage: Eukaryota; Metazoa; Arthropoda; Insecta; Diptera; Calliphoridae
Product: peritrophin-44-like
Cellular component (GO): extracellular region
Molecular function (GO): chitin binding
Source: RefSeq, a predicted model, not a curated record